GACGUUCCAUUCGCGCGCCGCCCGCCCCCGCGCGCUCCUGCAGCUGCAAAAGAAGUCCCUGCGCCGUCGGAGGGCGCGCUGCUGGCGGGGGCACGGCGGAGAGGGCGGCAGGUGAGUGGCAGGUGCCAACUCCGGGAUCCCCGGUGCUGCGUGCGAUUUUCAAGGAGGAGGUGCGGGCACCCACCUCCCAGGAGCCGGAGCAAAGGUAUUUUUUGGGGGGUGCCAGCUGGGCCCCGCGACCGUGGGUGCCAUGCAAGGUGCACGGCCCUCGCGCCGACCUCUGUGGGUGCCCGGCCCCUUCAUGGGGGAUUUUGUGGGUGCUCGGGCACCCGGGGAGUCGGCACCUAUGUUCGACAGUAUGCCAGUCUGUGCCACCCCAGAGGGUGCCUCGCAGCCGCCUCCCUUCCUCGCACGUCGGAGCCGCUGCCAGGAGAGCCUCCUGCCAUCUCUGCCCUGCCUCUGUUUCCCACAGGAUCGGGCGCAAGGGGGCUGGAUCGCCCCUUGGAUGCGCUGCCCAAAAAGCCAACUGGCAGAGGCAAGUUCUACAGGGGCAGCAGAUUCUGGCAUAGAUCUUGGCAUGGGUCCCAGGGGUCAUCUAGCUCAACCCCCCUGCAAUGUGGAGUUCAAACCCACAGCCCUAAGAUUAAGAGUCUCCCGUUCUACCGAGCUAUUUUCGCAGUAGCUUCCUUCCAUCUUCCCCGUUCCUUCCCUCACCCCUUUUUCCCUGGUGAGGAGGAGGGGGGCCUGUUUUGUCGUUCCCCUCAGGGGCCAAAAGGUCUUGGGCCGGCCCUGGGUCCAGGGGCAGGUGAUGAGUGGAAGAUGCAAUGGUACAGAGAAGGGGCAAACAGGGAACCGCAGGCAGCAGUAGCAGCUCCUUAGGGUGGCCGGGUGAAAAAGAGUCGCGCACAACCUGUAAGAUUUGUGUACAGUGGUACCUCGGGUUAAGUACUUAAUUCGUUCCGGAGGUCCGUUCUUAACCACUUUAGCUAAUGGGGCCUCCUGCUGCCGCCGUGCCGCCGGAGCACGAUUUCUGUUCUCAUCCUGAAGCAAAGUUCUUAAGCUGAAGCACUAUUUCUGGGUUAACGGAGUCUGUAACCUGAAGCGUAUGUAACCCGAGGUACCACUGUAGUUCUUCUUGUUUGGAUCAAGCCUAAUAGGACAAUUCCAGAGGAUGCUGAAGGACUACAGUGGUACCUCGGGUUACAUACGCUUCAGGUUACAUACGCUUCAGGUUAGAGACUCCACUAACCCAGAAAUAAUGCUUCAGGUUAAGAACUUUGCUUCAGGAUAAGAACAGAAAUCGUGCUCCAGUGGCGCGGCAACAGCAGGAGGCCCCAUUAGCUAAAGUGGUGCUUCAGGUAAAAACAGUUUCAGGUUAAGAACGGACCUCCGGAACAAAUUAAGUACUUAACCUGAGGUACCACUGUAUUAGGAUAGCUCAGCUUUUAGAGCACAAGACUCAGAAUUUCAGGGUUAUGGAUUUGAGCCCCAUGUUGUGCAAAAGAUUCUUGCGUUACAGGGGGCUGGACUAAAUGGACCUUGUGACCAUAGCUUUCAAUGUUUUAAGGGGAAUUCCCUUAUUCCGAGGACGCGGGUGGUGCUGUGGGUUAAACCACAGAGCCUAGAGCUUGCCGAUCAGAAGGUCAGCGGUUCGAAUCCCCACGACGGGGUGAGCUCCCGUUACUCGGUCCCUGCUCCUGCCAACCUAGCAGUUCGAAAGCAUACCAGUGCAAGUAGAUAAAUAGGUACCGCUCCAGCGGGAAGGUAAACGGCGUUUCCGUGCGCUGCUCUGGUUCGCCAGAAGCGGCUUAGUCAUGCUGGCCACGUGACCUGGAAGCUGUACGCCGGCUCCCUCGGCCAAUAAAGUGAGAUGAGUGCCGCAACCCCAGAGUCGGUCACGACUGGACCUAAUGGUCAGGGGUCCCUUUACCUCUUACCCUUAUUCCGAAUAGGAUUCAUCGCAAGAAAAGGGGAAAGUUGACAGCUAUGCCUUGUGACCCCCAUCGAACAAUUCCAUGAUUCUUACCUCCUCUCCCACGGGGUGAUGUGGUAGUGAUUGGUAAUAAUUUUUAUAAUCUUGCUACAGGUGUUUGCCUCUUUGUUUAGCCAGCCAAGUGCCACACUUUUAAAAUUUGGGUGGAAAAUGGUGCUGAUUCUGCUUAAUUGAUUGUGAUUUUAUGUAUACUGUGUUACUUUUAUUGUUGUUAGCUGCUCUGAGCCUGACUUCGGCUGAGGAGGGCGGGAUAUAAAUAAAAAUUAUUAUUAUUAUUAUUGUUGUUGUUACCGUUGAGUACCCCCAGAAAAAAAGCACAGCCAAUUACUAAAUUUUAUGCACUGUGUUCUAAUGUCUAAGCUACUUUGAAGGGGGUUGGAAAGCAGCUCAUAUAAUUUAUUUUAUUUUAUUUUAUGAAGGAUUUGCCGGUCAGCUGCUGCAAGGUGGUAGUGUGUUUGUUCUGUCUCGUAGUGUUGGAAAGUGGGAAGAAGGAUUGGAGAUGCACCCAUCUGCUUGUUUAGUUACAGCUUUUUCCAUACACACCUGCUGCAUUGCUGUUUUAAUAGUAAGUAUGAACCAUGUGUUUCUAGUUAUUUGACAAAAACAAAGAAAUGCAAUAUAGUAUUUGGAACUGUGUGUGAAAGAACAAUAGAAAUAAUAAUACAAUGAGUCUAAUCGGAAGUUAAAUGUAUUUAUUCUUUCUUUUUGAUUCUUUUCAUUAUUGAUUUCUUUUUCCUUUUUCCUUUUUUCUUCAUGAUUUUCUUCUCUUCUCACUUUUUCUUUUUUCUCUCCCUCCUUUUUCUCUGCUAGGAAAGGGACAGAGUUAAAUAUGAAAAGUUGACUAAUUCGAAGCGAAUAGUUUGUUAACUAUUGUUAAAGAUGGUCCGCCAUAGCGAAUAGCGAAUUGAUGUGUUAGUUAUUGGUGAUUUAUUGUUAUUGUUGAAUCUUAGAGUAAAUUUAUUAAUAAAGAAAAAAGAAAAAGUGUACUAGAGGCUAUCCCAGUUGGUUGGUUGCCUGAAUUAAAUUUCUGGUUACUGGAGACAACUUUUGGACUGUGUUUUUCAAACAUCCUAUUAUGGCGCACAAGGCAAGCUGCGAAGAUGGGUUUGUGCUCCUGGUAACAGGCCUGCCGUGGAGAAGACAGCCUCUGUCUUCAGCCUGAGUGUCAAGCUGAAAUGCCUCAUUAAAAAGGGAUAACGAGCGGCUUCGUCUUGCACAUGGUGACGCUGAUUUCUCUCUCGUAGCCAAGCGAUUCAUCAGCUGCUUGAACCCAAAUGGAAAAGUAUGAGAUCCUUGGGCUGGUGGGAGAAGGAAGCUACGGAAUGGUGAUGAAAUGCCGGAACAAGGAGACCGGCAGAGUCGUUGCCGUCAAGAAGUUUCUGGAAAGCGAGGAUGACAAAAUGGUUAAAAAAAUCGCCAUGAGAGAAAUCAAACUUCUCAAGGUGAGCUUGCUGCUGGGGAUCUUCAGAAACGUGUAGCUCUUUUCUUUAAUCGGUGUAAGUUUCCUGACUUUGGAUACUCAGAGUCAAAAGUCAGGUUUGCGCAGAACAAUUGCCAGUAUCUAACUGCAUUAUAUGGGAUGCGGGUGGCGCUGUGGGUUAAACCACAGAGCCUAGGGCUUGCCGAUCAGGUCAGCGGUUCGAAUCCCCGUGACGGGGUGAGCUCCCGUUGCUCGGUCCCUGCUCCUGCCAACCUAGCAGUUUGAAAGCACAUCAAAGUGCAAGUAGAUAAAUAGGUACCGCUCUGGCGGGAAGGUAAACGGCAUUUCCGCGUGCUGCUCUGGUUCACCAGAAGCGGCUUAGCCAUGCUGGCCACAUGACCCAGAAGCUGUACACCGGCUCCCUCGGCCAAUAAAGCGAGAUGAGCGCCGCAACCCCAGAGUCGGUCACGACUGGACCUAAUGGUCAGGGGUCCCUUUACCUUUACCUAACUGCAUUAUAUAACAGUAAUGUCAUAUAUGCUUUAAGAAACAAAUAUGAUUCUAAAUAACUUCCGUAGGAGGUAUUUUUGAAUGGGCCUCUGCUCCCAGCUCUCUUUAGCCCCACAAUAAGAAUUAGGUGGAUUUUUUUCCCUACAGUCUCCCCGCCCCCCCUUAGAAUGCAGUGCCCGUUUGAAGGUAGACAGGAGCAAGCAGGUGCAAAGUUGUUCUGGGAACGCAUUUUAUCUGCAUUCAUUCUGCAGCUCAGCUCUGAUGUUAUACGUUUAGGCAACUUUGCGGGUGGCUUCUGGUUUCUGUAACUCCAUAUGGUAAGAUUUUUUUUGAUACAGCUUCCCACAUGGCCUGGGCAAUUGUCGUGCUAAUAUUGGGCACAUAUACCGUAUUUUUCCGUGUAUGAGACUAGGUUUUCCCCCUUAAAAAUAAUGUCCAAAAUUUGGGGGCCUCUUAUACAUGGAUAGAUCUCUCCCCAUUUUCUUAAAUCGGAGUCCCCCCAAAUAGGGGUGUCUUAUACAUGGGUGCGUCUUAUAGACGGAAAAAUACAGUAUAUGGGCUGGUACAAAUGCACGCAUUCUAAUCUGUGCUUGAAAGAUUGGGAACAGGAUUAUGUGUUCCCUUUCCCCAACACCUCCACUCUCCAGAACGAAAAUCCCCUGCUCACCUUAACCAUGGUUAAUUGGUUCUUCUGCAAUAAGUGCUAACCAGGGUUUCAUCUUAAUCAGACUUUGAAACUGACUGCUGUGGUUAAGAUGGAACUUGAUUAGCAUUAACUUCCAUUUACACCAGAUCUGAUGCAAUGCUUUGCUGAAGCAGCACUACCCAGAACUAAGCCAUGGUUUGCCUCAGCGUUCUAUGAAAACCCGGGCUCAUGGUUUGUCUCACUCCCAGCAAGCCACAAGUUGUAACGAAGGUCUGAAGUUGAAUCCUGGCAAGACAGAAGUACUGUUUUUGGGGGACAGGGGGCGGGCUGGUGUGGAGGACUCCCUGGUCCUGAAUAGGGUAACUGUGCCCCUGAAGGACCAGGUGCGCAGCCUGGGAGUCAUUUUGGACUCACAGCUGUCCAUGGAGGCACAGGUCAAUUCUGUAUCCAGGGCAGCUGUCUACCAACUCCACCUGGUACGCAGGCUGAGACCCUACCUGCCCGCGGACUGUCUCGCCAGAGUGGUGCAUGCUCUAGUUAUCUCCCGCCUGGACUACUGCAAUGCGCUUUACGUGGGGCUACCUUUGAAGGUGACUCGGAAACUACAACUAAUCCAGAAUGCGGCAGCUAGACUGGUGACUGGGGGCGGCCGCCGAGACCACAUAACACCGGUCUUGAAAGACCUACACUGGCUCCCAGUACGUUUCCGAGCACAAUUCAAAGUGUUGGUGUUGACCUUUAAAGCCCUAAACGGCCUCAGCCCAGUAUACCUGAAGGAGUGUCUCCACCCCCAUCCUUCAGCCCGGACACGGAGAUCCAGCUCCGAGGGCCUUCUGGCGGUUCCCUCAUUGCGAGAAGCAAAGCUACAGGGAACCAGGCAGAGGGCCUUCUCAGUAGUGGCACCCGCCCUGUGGAACGCCCUCCCAUCAGAUGUCAAAGCGAUAAACAACUACCUGACAUUCAGAAGACAUCUUAAGGCAGCCCUGUUCAGAGAAGUUUUUAAUGUGUGGUAUUUUAGUGUAUUUUUGGUUUCUAUGGAAGCCGCCCAGAGUGGCUGGGGAAACCCAGCCAGAUGGGCGGGGUACAAAUAAUAAAUUAUUAUUAUUAUUAAUAUUAUUAUUGUUGUUAUUAUUAUUAUGUUCUUGGCUUAUAGCUUGUGGGUUUUCUGGGGAAUACAAACCAUCAUAAGCUUUGGCGUGCAUUCAGCACUAAAGCAAACUGUGGCUUAGCGCUGGGUAGCAUGGUAGCAACAGAACGAGGGCAGGCGCCAAGUCGCCACAAUUUUAGCUCUUGAGUACGCACACAUUUGCUUGUUCGUGUUCAGCCACAGUAUUGCUUAGCAUUAAAUUCAAAGAAGCCACUACGUUCUAAACAUUGUUAGGCAAAGAGGGCUUCCCUCCGACAAAUUCCCUAAUACAAGUUAGGCGCCAGAACCAGGGCAGUUCUUAACUUUCAGCCUCUUCCGUCAAUUACAUUUAGCUGUAUGUAUUAAAGGUUGUGAUUCUAGUACCGUGAAAUAAACUAUAUAAGAGCGUUUGUCGGGAUUGCUGGAGCAUGUGAAGCAUUUUGAGUAACUUUAAAAAGCAUCGUGUGAAAACGAAAGCUGCAAUCCUAAGUCAUGUCUACUUGGGAGUAAGCCCUGUGGAACGCAGAGGGACUUGCUUCCAAGUAAACAUGCACAGGAUCAGGCUGCAAAUAUUAUUCUCUAUUUCCUUAGCAUUGUAUGUAUCCAAGGGGCAAUUAUAGUGAGUGUUUUCAGACUCUCUGUCUGCUGUAGUUUUGUGACGCAUUUGCUGUCUCCUGAUAGCAAUUAAGGCACGAGAACUUGGUGAACCUACUGGAAGUCUGUAAGAAGAAGAAACGAUGGUAUCUGGUGUUUGAAUUCGUGGACCACACAGUCCUUGAUGAUCUUGAGAUGUUUCCAAAUGGCCUGGAUUACAACAGAGUUCGGAAAUACUUAUUUCAGAUUAUAAAAGGGAUAGGAUUUUGCCAUAGUCAUAAUGUAAGUAAGCUGUUACGUCCGCUUGGUUAUUUGUGUUGCUGUGCUGUUUGUUCUUGGUCGAACACAUCAGAUUUAUCGAUUCAAGGAUCUGAGCUUUUAGUUUCAAAUAUAUGUUGCAGUAAGGGACGCGGGUGGCGCUGUGGGUUAAACCACAGAGCCUAGGACUUGCCGAUCAGAAGGUCGGCGGUUCAAAUCCCCGCGACGGGGUGAGCUCCCAUUGCUCGGUCCCUGCUCCUGCCAACCUAGCAGUUUGAAAGCACGUCAAAGUGCAAGUAGAUAAAUAGGUGCCGCUCCAGUGGGAAGGUAAAUGGCGUUUCCGUGCGCUGCUCUGGUUCGCCAGAAGCGGCUUAGUCAUGCUGGCCACAUGACCCAGAAGCUGUACGCCAGCUCCUUCGGCCAAUAAAGCGAGAUGAGCGCCGCAACCCCAGAGUCGGCCACGACUGGACCUAAUGGUCAGGGGUCCCUUUACCUUUACCUAUAUGUCACAGUAGUAAGAGUUAGUUCAAAUUACCCAAGUUAACAAUGGGAAUUAUCAUUGCAACAAACCUAAUUUUGAGUGUUAGCUGGGUAGAAUGUUUGCUAGAUGUGCCGAUUCCAUCUACUCAAAAUACAUUUGCUUUUGAAUUUCUAAGAAUUUAGGAAAUUCUGAGAAUUUCUGAGAAUUUAGGAAUUUUGUGGUGUAAUUUCAGGGUUUUCACUACAGUCUAGACUGAUGUCCUCGGUAUAGAAAAAACUGAGGUUCUUAAACAUCUUGCCAUCUUUUUUUGUCAAGGAAAAAUGGUUUGGCCUCAUAAUUUAAGAUGCAAUAUAACUUCAGCCUUAUGGCACAAUAUGGAUUCCUCUGGAAAAUAGGCAUAGAUGAUAGCAUAUGAAUGUUUUUGCAUGUAGAUUUUAUUCUCAUGUAAGGUAACAGUUUUCAUAGUCUCCUCUUCUUGAACAUUCAAAAAAUCUGCUUCUAAAUUUUUUGUGGUGGGGAUGAGGGCUGCUGUGUUGCUGGGGAUGUUGCUUUUGUUUCAAACAUUGCAAGCUCUGGAUGGGAUGGAGGGUCUCAGGAGGUGGCAGAGGGAUGCUCCUAGAGUUGUUUGGCAGGGCAGGAAGCCUCGAGUUAAACUUAAGAUAUUGAUGGAUGCUAAAGAAGGAGGUGGACCUGCCCUGCCAGACCUUUAAACUUCGUUGUGAACCAUCUGCCUUUUGCCGGUUGAGAGAAUGGUUGCUUCUUGAAAACACUGAAGUGUUGGACAAUGGCAGACGAAGUUGAUGGACUAUAGGGAAUUGGCGGAAAUGACUGGCAAGAUCCGAGACCAGGGUGAAGAGUCGGUGGAAGAAGAUUGGAAAAAGUUUAAAGACUAUUUAUAGAAAUAUUGUAAAAUUAAGGAAUGUUAGAAAAAUGUUGGAAUGAAAUUACAUGGCUUUAGUAGAAAUGUCAUAAGGAAUUAAGUAUAAAUAGAUUAAUAGACAAUUAAAGGAAAAGUAUGGCAAGAAUGUGUUAAGAUAAUUAUAGAACAGAAAACAGAGUAAGAUCGAAAGGAAUUGCUGAAACAAAUAAUAGAAGUGGAAUACGAAAAGGGAGGUGUGAGGAAGUCGCUGGAAAUAAGUAAAUGAAAUAUAAGAUAUUGAAUGAAAUUUGAUUUAUUUUAUUGUUGUUGCAUUGUUUUGUUAGUUUAAUGUAUUGUAUUGUAUGUGUUUUUUCUUUUCUUUUAGUGUUUAAAUUUUUUGGAAAAGUAAUAAACAUUAUUUUUAAAAAAAAACAAAAACAAAAAAUCUGCUUCUAGGAUCAGGAACACAGUGUUUUAAAAACACUCUGCAUAAUCUGGAAGCCUGAGAAACAAUAUUUCUGAUUGUGUGGAGAGCGCUUUUAGUGCAGGGACAGUACAUAUGCCAUUUUACUUCAUUCCGUACAUGUUAAUGGAUAAAAAGGAAUCGCUUCAGGUUUUUUGCCUUCUUGUAGCAAAUUUAUAUUAUUAUUUUAUUAGUGUGCUUCAAUUUGCAUUAAUAUAUUUAAAGCAUGGUAUGUGAUGUGAUAAAGAUGGAUGUUUUUUGGCCAGUAGUUGCAAAUCGUCACUCGAUAUUGCAGUCAUCAAAUUUGGAGUGUUUCCAUGUGGACUAGCCGGCCACCUUGGUGCUUAAGGGCAAAGAACCAGGGCUAAUCUAAACACACGCAUUCUGCUUUUUUUUUAAGAUCAUACACCGAGAUAUUAAACCUGAGAAUAUAUUGGUCUCCUAUUCUGGAAUUAUCAAACUCUGCGAUUUUGGAUUUGCUCGAACCCUGGCAGCCCCUGGCGAAGCUUACACAGAUUACGUGGCAACGCGAUGGUAUCGGGCUCCUGAGCUGCUUGUUGGAGAUAUCAAAUAUGGCAAGUAAGGAAUCGUAGAAUACGGUAUUGGGUUUCCCCUACAUUUCCAGGAAUAGAUCAUUAUUAUUAUUAAUGACAACAGAAAUGUUGCUGUUCAAGCUCAGGGGGUGAUAAAUUGCAGCCAAAGCAAGGUUUGGUCACUGUAGGGAGGCUGGUUUUGGCACCAUCCCUGUAAUUAUUAUUAAUUACAAUUAAUGAAUUACAAGUGGCCUCCCCAGCCACUCUGGGCAGCUCCCAACAGGAUAUUAAAAACAGAAUAAAACAUCAAACAUUAAAAACUUCCCUAAACAGGGCUGCCUUCAGGUGUCUUCUAAAAGUCAGAUGGUUGUUUAUUUCCUUGACAUCUGAUGGGAGGGCAUUCCACAGGGUGGGUGCCACCACCGAGAAGGCCCUCUGCCUGGUUCCCUGUAACCUCACUUCUCACAGUGAGGGAACUGCCAGAAGGCCCUUGGAGCUGGACCUCAAUGUCCAGGCUGAACAAUGGGGGUGGAGAUGCUCCUUCAGGUAUACUGGGCCGAGGCCGUAAUGAAUAUAAGCUGCCUCAGUGUAGCCAGUCACAAUCAGCUGCCUGUUACUGUUGUAAAACGUAUUUUUGGUGGAGCUGUCUCUAAAUAUGGCGCCUGUUUUCCCUCCCCAGGGCUGUUGAUGUGUGGGCCAUUGGCUGCCUGGUAACAGAAAUGCUUACCGGAGAGGCGCUUUUCCCUGGAGACUCGGAUAUUGACCAAUUGUACCAUAUUAUGAAAUGUUUGGGUGAGAAAGCAUCCCUUGUUUUCUUCUGUGAAGCCAGCAGAGAUUUGGAACCUUCAAGCUCAUAGCGAAGGCAGAAGAAAGAGAGCCUGAAAUACUUAGGUUGUUGGAUAAGAUUAUGUUGAUCAGUUCCUAAAUCCUUCAGGGUCCUGGCUUGGUAAAUCCAGAUGGCCCUUCUGUGAGUUGACAGCAAGAGAUUUUGCACGCCAUUAAGGAUGGCAGAGUGCAAUAGGUCUGAUCCAUGUAGCACAACUGGAUUAUGAUUAGUAAUAAUAAUUCAUGAUUAAAGGUAAAGGUAAAAGGACCCCUGACCAUUAGGUCCAGUCGUGACCGACUCUGGGGUUGCGGCGCUCAUCUCGCUUUACUGGGCGAGGAGCCGGCGUACAGCUUCCGGGUCUUGUGGCCAGCAUGACUAAGCCACUUCUGGUGAACCAGAGCAGCGCACGGAAACGCCGUUUACCUUCCCACCAGAGUGGUACCUACUUAUCUACUUGCACUGGUGUGCUUUCGAACUGCUAGGUGGGCAGGAGCAGGGACCAAGCAAUGGGAGCUCACCCCAUCACGGGGAUUUGAACCGCCGACCUUCCUAGUCCUAGUCCUAGACUCUGUAGUUUAACCCACAGUAAUUUAUUAUCAGCAGCAACCUGUUUGUCUCCAGGACACACAGAGUCGAUUUGCAGAAUUAAAGAAAGCAAAUAAAAGAAAAACUACACAGCUAUCCUAAAGCAAGGUAAUCGGAAACAGUGGAUUAAAACACCAGGUUCAAAGCCAAGCGCAGGGAAGUAGCAGAAAACUCAGGGAUCAAAUAAUUUGGCUUAAGCUGUCUGCAGUUUUGCGUUCUGAAAACUGAACAGUCUUAUAAAUGAUUAUUAAUUCCAGGUAACUUAAUCCCAAGGCACCAAGAGCUGUUCUACAAAAACCCUCUUUUUGCUGGAGUGCGGUUGCCUGAAGUCAAGGAACUCGAACCGCUUGAAAAACGAUAUCCCAAACUCUCUGUUGCCGUCAUAGAAUUUGCUAAGGUACGUGCCUUGCCGAUUCCGUAGCUUUCCAUUUUGUUCCUGUUGGCAAAGCCUUCUGUUUGCUUUCAGCAGCCAGCCCUUGAUAAUGAGUUAGGAAGAUUGAGAUCAGUGGGAACUUAACUGGGAGCUGAGUCAGCCUACCCAGAUUUGCUUUUGUUCAGGGGCUAGAGGCCUUUUCAGACACAGAAAGGAAUACAGCUGUCCAGUAUCAGCCCCUGAGAUUGGCAGGAAGUAUAAAGCCCCUAAAUUAGCCAGGCCUUGUAUAAAUAAAGGUAAAGGGACCCCUGACUAUUAGGUCCAGUCGUGGUCGAUUCUGUGGUUGCAGCGCUCAUCUCGCUUUAUUGGCCGAGGGAGCCGGCGUACAGCUUCCGGGUCAUUUGGCCAGCAUGACUAAGCCGCUUCUGGCGAACCAGAGCAGCGCACGGAAACGCCGUUUACCUUCCCGCUGGAGCAGUACCUAUUUAUCUACUUGCACUUUGUCGUGCUUUCAAAUUGCUAGGUUGGCAGGAGCAGGGACCGAGCAACGGGAGCUCACUCCAUCGCGGGGAUUUGAACCGCCGACCUUCUGAUCGGCAAGUCCUAGGCUCUGUGGUUUAACCCACAGCGCCACCCGCAUCCCCUCGUAUAAAUACCUGAAGCCUAACCUGUCCUUGCCUAGUCAGCAGAGCAGUACCUCUCUGUUUGCUGCUCUCAAACUCCUGUCAUGCAUACGCACAUUAUAAGCUGUGAUGCGCAUGUAACACACUAUAUAUUCCAGUUGUUUAUUAGCUGCUUAUCAGGGUCAAGUCCUCACAAAGCAGUGGAGAGACAGAAAUAAAGCAACAGAACCUCAGGCAAUGAAUGAAGCACUGAGUGAAUGGAGACAAACCGGGGCAUGACAGCUGCGGAAUUAGAUAGCCACAGUUCCUUUAAGGAGAGGCAGUAGCAAAAAGUUGUGGUUUUAAGGCCCGAAAGCGGUCCAGAACUGCAGGGCUACCAUCAAGAAGGCCCCGUAAUCUCAUGUGCUUGUCGGCCUAACCAGUUUCACCAGUGGGCACAUAAUGUCGUAUGUGUAGUUACGUCUCAGCCAUAGAGUUUGUGACCGACAGUGAGACCCUAGCCUAGAGAAAGCUGCAUUUUCUUUCUCUAAAAGUCAAUGGUAAAUCAUUUCUCUCUCCUUCCUUCCUUCCUUCCUUCCAUGACUUAAUAGACAGGACCCGGUGAGCUACCGUAUUUUUUGCUCUAUAAGACUCACUUUUUCCCUCCUAAAAAGUAAGGGGAAAUGUGUGUACGUCUUAUGGAGCGAAUGCAGGCUACGCAGCUAUCCCAGAAGCCAGAACAGCACGAGGGGUUGCUGCUUUCACUGCGCAGCGAUCCCUUCUGCUGUUCUGGCUUCUGAGAUUCAGAAUAUUUUUUUUCUUGUUUUCCUCCUCCAAAAACUAGGUGCGUCUUGUGGUCUGGUGCAUCUUAUAGAGCGAAAAAUACGGUAUUUUAAGCAUGCUUGAAGAUGCUCAGCUGAUUUUCCCCUUGCAAUGUCCUUACAACCCCAUAAUAUUGCAAACUGUUUUUAAAAGCCCUCACCAUUUCAAACAUUGUUUGUUAUGUGGUAUGAGGGGAGUAGCUACAGUUUGCCUGAAACCUUGCGGGUGCAGAACUGCUUGCGUUGUUCUUUUGAUCCCGGCAAAUAUCAAUGAAAUUCAACAUUUGGAAUUUUCCUUUUUCCUCCUCCACUGUAUUUACAAGAAAAAAUUUGAUCUUAUGUUAGCAAUGUCUGCAGACUGAUCCGGACAAAAGACCAUCCUGUACUGAGCUGCUGCAGUGUGAUCUGUUCAACAAAGAUUCCUUCACUGAAAGGUGUGUGGCUUUUCCUUGUUUAGCGGAGCUGGGCCUUAAAAGGAAACAGUACUGAGAAUUUUUGGGCAUUGCAGUCAGGGUUUCCUAUAACUCUGUCAGUGCCCAUAAUUCCUUGAGGGGAAGAAUGUGCUUCUAGUGGGCUUUAAAUUUACAUACUGGAUCUCAGAGCCCAUCUUGGGAAAUGAAAGCUUUCAAGGGGAGAGGUGCAAAGAAAAGGUUUAGUACUUUCUGGUUCUCCUUUGACUACUUCACUGCAAACCCCCACUCUCUGCUGUCGGAAGUGAAUUUUGAAGUACCACUGCCAAAUGUCUAGUACCACCACCAGAUUUAGGGCGGUUCCCCUUAAGGCAGGGGUCAGCAGACUUUAUCAGCAGUCCCUCAGACCUUGUGGGGGGCCGGACUAUAUUUUUUUGGGGGGGAUGAACAAAUUCCUAUGCCCCACAAAUAACCCAGAGAUGCAUUUUAAAUAAAAGCACGCAUUCUACUCAUGUAAAAACACCAGGCAAGCCCCACAAAUAACCCAGAGAUGAAUUUAAAUAGAAGGACACAUUCUACUCAUGUAAAAACAUGCUGAUUACCGGGCUAUCCGGGGGCCGGAUUGAGAAGGCGAUUGGGCCGCAUCCGGCCCCCGGGCCUUAGUUUGCCUACCCAUGCAAUGGGUAGGCAGUGGGUUUUUACAUGAGUAGAAUGUGUGAUUUCCCACAUUGUCCUAUUUUUUUUUUUUUUUUUUAAAGCUACCAUUUGCAGUCAUGGAAGUUGCUGUAGUUGAAAUUUCUGAAUCCCCAGCUCAGAUUACCAUCUUUUCACGUGAGCCGUAUGAACUGAGGGGGGAAAUGGAGAGAGGGGAGCAAUGGGAUAUCAUGUGUGAAUUUUAAGUCCACAGAUUAUAUGCAUGCUUCUUGUUCUGAUCUCUUUUCCUUCCCCUCUUAAGAUGCUGGAGUUAUAUUUCUCUUCUCCCUUUUUUAUCUCCAAGGGUCGCUUUGAGUUUCGCUGUUCAUUUACCUUACAAGUUUGUGGUGAUAUUAAGGUUGAGGCAGAACAUAUUAUCCAGAGUCCUUGUCGCAAGGGAGAGGAUUCCAGUAUAAUAAUAAUAAUAUAAUUUAUUAUUUAUACCCCGCCCAUCUGGCUGGGUUUCCCCAGCCACUCUGGGCGGCUCCCAACCAAAUAUUAAAAACACAAUACAGCAUUAAACAUUAAAAACUUCCCUAAACAGGGCUGCCUUCAGUGUGUUCAGAAUUUCGUCUACAGUGCAAUUAAUUUAAAAAAGGUUUCAUUUUGUACAUGUGCUCUUCUUCUUCAAACACAAAAAAUAAAGGUUCACCCAGGAACUUAAAGCAAAGAUCCAGAAAGAAAGAGACCACCCUUUGCCCAAGAAAUCGAAAAUAAGCAGGAAAGACAAAGACGAUUCCGGUGAUGAAAAGAAAGCGCUUGUAAUCCAGGUAUGUGGAACUUGGUUUAUUCUUCCGUAUUCCUAUCUGUAAUGCCAUGUUCUGAGUCAGACCAUCUCCACUGGUCUUGUCUCUGCUGAUGAAGUUCUCAAGUUAAAAGUUGCUGAGAAUGGAGGAGAACAAGAAGGAAGGAGGAUAGUUCCUGAUUAGGAAGAAGAAUUGUUGGUGAUGCCACUAGCAAAUUCAUGCCAGGCAAGAUACCGUAUUUUUUGCUCUAUAAGACUCACUUUUUCCCUCCUAAAAAGUAAAGGGAAAUGUGUGUGCGUCUUAUGGAGGGAAUGCAGGAUGUGCAGUUAUCCCAGAAGCCAGAACAGGAAGAGGGAUUGCUGCUUUCACUGCAUAGCGAUCCAUCUUGCUGUUCUGGCUUCUGAGAUUCAGAAUAUUUUUUUUCUUGUUUUCCUCCUCCAAAAACUAGCUGCGUCUUUUGGUCUGGUGCGUCUUAUAGAGCGAAAAAUACGGUAGAUGCCAGCAGGCAGUAAAUCACACUGUUCAAAGUUGGAAUUAACUCUUUGUUAGCAAAAACACUGUUAUAAGGGGGAAAAACGUGCUCUUUUCCCCUUAUGGGGUAUCCAAGAGCCCAUAUAGAGUCCUUAAGUGGGUUCCCUAUUGGCAGGAGAAAAUAACAGAGGCCAACCAGAGAAUAUUGAGAAGCAAAGCAGCUAGUAAGCCUGAUCUCUAUUAAACUGUUGCAACAGGGUCCCCACUCAUCACACGAAGGAGGGAGGAGGAACCCAGAACAAUGGUGUGCAAGCCCUUAUAUAGACUUUUGAAACUGCCCACCCUAUAGCCCAAGACCACCCCCCUAAAACAUCAUACACGCAUCACAGAAGGAGGCGGGUCUACAGCAGAAAUCCUGUCUGCCAGGAUACCUGUUAAUGGUCGCUGGUUGCAUUACCUGGGCAGCCUGGCCAUUCUUUGGUGGUGGCAAACUCAGCCCUCCGGAUGUUUUGGGACUACAACUCCCAUCAUCCCUAGCUAACAGGACCAGGGGUCAGGGAUGAUGGGAAUUGUAGUCCCAAAACAUCUGGAGGGCCAAGCUUGCCUAUGCUUGCUUUAGUUCCUGAAUGCAGGACACAGGCUCGGCCUAUUCAUACAAAAAUAUGCCCUAAAGACAGGAUUUGCAAGCAAAAGACAGCGGGGAGGUUUUCCCAUUUCCUUUCUCCUUGCAGAGAAAUAUUUGAGGUCAAUUUGGGAGAAUCAAAAUGGCUUCAGGACUGCUCUCCUGUACUAUUUCAGACACGUGGUUUAUAUACUUCAUCAUUUUCAUCAUCGUCUUUCUAUCUUAACAAUACUCAAGGCGGUUUACAAGCUGAAGAAACAAAAAACGUGCAUCUUAUAACAAUCUAAUGCAAUUCAAAAAUGUGAUAAUGAAACAGAACUUUAAAAUAAGCAACCUACAUAAAAAAGUAACAUUAUUAUUUUAUACUAUUCUAAUAAUUGUUGCAUAUCAACAUAUAAAAGUUAAACAGAAAUCCACUCAACAGUUACAAUAAAUAAUUUCUAAUUAUGUAUGUGUUUGCCUUGUACAUUUAUUUAUGAAUGUUUAAUUUAUGUUUGGGACCUUAGAAUUCUUAUAACACGAUAUCCGCAGACUUAGCUGUCAGGCCUGAGCAGCUUAUCCCCAGUCGUUCUGGACCCAUGAAUCAGUUACAGAGACUGAAAUUCCCCUUCUCCCCAAAGUCACCCAUCCCCUCUUCUCCAGGGCUUUCCCCCAAGCCACCUGACACUCAUUUUUUUAACACUACGAUGCUUGUGUUUGAAACAGGACUUGGGCAUGGAAUCCAAGCUGAAAGACUCCAAGCUGUUCAGAAUGAAGUUGUCCAAGGUUGACACUGAGAAAUCGGACAGAGCUUCAAAUGCGAGUUUCCUGUAUGAGAGUGGAGUUGGGCAGGUCAAGGCGAUUCCCUCGACAACUUUGAAAGAUUCCAGUAGCAGCCUGGAUUAUGUGAAAAAUCCCAGCACCGUGAUCCCUCCCAUUACACAGAAUUAUUCCACCAUAUCCUCCAGCAUCGGUGGAAACCCUGGCUUGGGGUCAAAACUGGGAAUGCAUAAUUACAGGUAAAGUAAAAUAACAAAGUACCUUUCAGGGCUCCCUGCUUCAUUCUAGCAUAGGUCUGGCGCUGUAUAUUGAGCAUGUAGAUGCCCUUGCAUCUUGCCUAAUUCAAGCUAAGACCCACUUCACACAUUACAUUUAUAAUUAUACAAGAAUAAUUAUACUUGUUUAACCAUGUACCGUAUAUUUCGCUCUAUAAGACGCACCAGACCACAAGACGCACCUAGUUUUUGGAGGAGGAAAACGAGAAAAAAAAUAUUCUGAAUCUCAGAAGCCAGAACAGCAAGAGGGAUCGCUACGCAGUGAAAGCAGCAAUCCCUCUUGCUGUUCUGGCUUCUGGGAUAGCUGCGCAGCCUGCAUUCGCUCCAUAAGACGCACACACAUUUCCCCUUUCUUUUUAGGAGGGGAAAAGUGAGUCUUAUAGAGCAAAAAAUACGGUAAAUAUUUUAACAAGAAUAGUAGUGUUGGGAUGCGUCUGGGGAGGCGGGGGCAUUUGGCAGGCCCCCAGCUGGCUCCAGCCCACUGGCCAGCAGCUGGGAGAACUCUGGUUCUCAGAACACCAUCAAAACUGUGACUCAAGCCUCAGAGACCAUUAGGGACUGAGCACGCAAGCCAGCAGAGGUAAGAACUCUUUGCAACGGAAGUAGCAGACAGAGGCAUAUGUAAGCAUAUUUACAAGCGUUUAUUCAGUGGUCUAAACCACAGAGCGUAGGGCUUGCCGAUCAGAAGGUCGGCAGUUUGAAUCCCCGCGACGGGGUGAGCUCCCGUUGCUCGGUCCCUGCUCCUGCCAACCUAGCAGUUCGAAAGCACGUCAAUGUGCAAGUAGAUAAAUAGGUACCACUCCGGCGGGAAGGUAAACGGUGUUUCCGUGUGCUGCUCUGGUUCGCCAGAAGAGGCUUAGUCAUGCUGGCCACAGGACCCGGAAGCUGUACGCCAGCUCCUUCGGCCAAUAAAGCGAGAUGAGCGCCGCAACCCCAGAGUCGGCCACGACUGGACCUAAUAGUCAGGGGUCCCUUUACCUUUACCUUUAACCAUGUAAAUAUUUUAACAAGCAUAGUAGCUCGUUAGGGAGCUGUGAUUGGCUGCACCAACCUCCAUGGUUGGUGCCGAGGAUAUUGUUGUAUGAAACAGUCCUUAAUGCUUAGCACUUUCUACAGUGCUCUGAUAAAAUAGUCAACCUCCUUUCAGUGUCUCUUAAUAUAUUAUCCUUGCGUUGCAGAAAGGGAAUGGGGGUCGAGGGCUUAAGUUUGCUGGUCCUAAAACCACUGGGUACAUUUGUGACUGAGGCGAGAUUUGAGUCAGAACUUGACACAGUUCAGGCUUAAGUUGAAGUGAAUGGAUCAAUCCCGGUGAUUCAUGGCUUUUGGUUGGCUUUUCUGGGUUCCAGGAUUUCUGAGUCCUUGGUAUACCUUUUUAUGACAAAGUUAGGUCUGUUUUCCAUAGGACAUAUACUGAAUAGGUACUUAAAAGUAUCCCAUGUUCACUAUCAUGGAUUUUUUAUGUGUGAGUUCUUCCCAUUAACUGUGCUAGAGGAGCAUGUUGACACAACUUCCAUUUGCUAAUUAAGUGGCCUAAUUAAGCCCACGUCUGUCUUCUGAGCUUAUAACUUCCUGCUUGUGUGCUUCCCAGAGGCAUCCGGUUGGCCACUGGGGGAAACAGGAUGGUAUUCUCAAGAUACGACUUUUGAUUUGAUUGGUAAAUGCUGGAUUCAGAGUGGAGCUCGUUCUUUUUUCGUUUUGCCCCUCUAAAGGCUUUUGCAGACAAACAGGUCUUCCUCAGUCCUAGCCAACCUGCUCCACUCUUUGACGUGAAGGGCUGAGGAACCUGUGUGAUUUUUAGGGAAGUGGCCCACAACAACUUACGCCACAAUAAAUCUUACAGUCUUUUAGGUGCCCUGCAACUCUUUGAACCAGGCCAGAGACCCUAUCUGCAGCCCCUAUCUUCAUUACUCUUCCCUGGGUUUGCUGCCUAGUACAGUGGUACCUCGGGUUACAUACGCUUCAAGUUACAUACGCUUCAGGUUACAGACUCUGCUAACCCAGAAAUAGUACCUCGGGUUAAGAACUUUGCUUCAGGAUGAGAACAGAAAUCGUGCUCCGGCAGCGCGGCAGCAGCAGGAGGCCCCAUUAGCUGAAGUGGUACUUCAGGUUAAGAACGGACUUCCAGAACGAAUUAAGUACUUAACCCAAGGUACCACUGUAUUUAAUUCCAGCAACGUUUCUGCACGAUGCGUGCUUCCCAGCCAUGCCCGGAAAUAGUUCUGUCUGUUAGCCAUGAUGCAAUGUUUGGAAAUGGGUUUUUAAAAUAAUUUCACGCGAUCUCUGGAUUUUUGUGUGUUGCAUUUCCAGGAUUGAUGAGAAGUCUAAAAGAUACCUCAACCCUUUCCUAAAGCAAGGGAAAAAAUCACCCGUAGGACACUAUAGCAUCAACCUGACCGCAUCGGUAAGCUCUUUAAAAAAAAAAUUUCAGUGAGAGCAAGCAUGCUUCAGAGACUCUGUCACGGAACGCCUUGUUCUAAUACCUGUCCUAGGUUUGAAUUCAAUUCCUUUCUCUUUGUCUGAGAGUUGGUUGUGUUGCAAUUCUUGGCUAACGUCCUAAUGCAAGCACUGUGUUCUGCUUGAACUGCAUGAUAUAGAAACAAUAGGAGUGGUUGGUUUUUGCUGCCCAGCUCCCCAAGGGACCGAGUCCUCUAAGUCCAUGAUCGGACAGAGAUGAUGAUGAUGAUGAUGAUGAUGAUAAUGAUAAUGAUAAUAAUAAUAAUAAUAAUAAUAAUAAUAAUAAUAAUUUAUUAUUUCUACCCCGCCCAUCUGGCCAGGCUUCCCCAGCCACUCUGGGCUGCUUUCAACAAAAUAUUAAAAUACAGUAAUGCAUCAAACAUUGAAAGCUUCCCUAAACAGGGCUGCCUUCAGAUGUCUUCUAAAAGUCUGGUAGUUGUUGUUCUCUUUGACAUCUGGUGGGAGGGUGUUCCACAGGGAAGGCGCCACUACCGAGAAGGCCCUCCGCCUGGUUCCCUGUAACUUGGCUUCUCAUGGUGAGGGAACCGCCAGAAGGCCCUCGGCGCUGGACCUCAGUGUCCGGGCUGAACGAUGGAGGUGGAGACGCUCCUUCAGAUAUGAAUGGAUGGAGGCAGGAGGCAGUGAAAGCAAGACAGAUCUUUAUUUUUCUGCUGCAACUGAAUUCCUCCCCCCCCCCCCCAGCAAGGAGGCAAGAGAGACCCAGAACCCAGAAGAAAAUCUUUCUUUUAAGGGUUUUCAUUUUGGUGUGGAGAAGGAGGACAUCCUCUCUACGAAAAGUCAGAAAUUACAUCACACGUAAGGUGGGGUUACUCUGCCUCAGACAGGCCAAGGUGUGAUUUUCCUGAGGAUUUAGCAAGUUUUACAUAGUUCCAGACACAGUUUACACAAAACAUUACCAUUUGAUAAAACCAUGGGUAGGCAAACUAAGGCCUGGGGGCCUGAUCCAGCCCAGUCGCCUUCUAAAUCUGGCCCAUGGACGGUCCGGGAAUCAGCGUGUUUUUACAUGAGUGGAAUGUGUCCUUUUAUUUAAAAUGCAUCUCUGAGUUAUUUGUGGGGCCUGCCUGGUGUUUUUACAUGAGUAGAAUGUGUGCUUUUAUUUAAAAUGCAUCUCUGGGUUAUUUGUGGGGUAUAGGAAUUUGUUCAUUUCCCCCCUUCCAAAAUAUAGUCCAGCCCCCCACAAGGUCUGAGGGACAGUGGACUGGCCCUCUGCUGAAAAAGUUUGCUGACCCCUGGAUAAGACCAUCGAGAUGCCCCUCAGACAUCCCUCAAUGUGGAGCAUCUGGGCAAACAAUGACAAUUAAUACAAAUGAGGUUCCUAGAUAUAGGAGAGGAAUCCCUUCAGGAACUUGCCCUGGUUGUUCUCUGCCUAAGUGUUCUCAAGCAAGGGGGAUGAAGGAGGCAGAGGAAAUACUGAGAGUCUUUAGGAAAGCUAAGAUGGCUUUGGUUUGCUCCCCUGUACUAUCUUAGACAUGUGGUUUAUAUACUUACCGUACUUUUCCGUGUAUAAGACGAUGGCUUUUUCUUUUAAAAUGAUAUUAAAAAAUUGGGGCAGGGACGUCUUAUACACGGUCAGUGCAUAUUGGUGACAUGGGAUUGGUUGCUUCCGCUAGCCAGAGAUUGUCAGAGGCUAUUGUGCAUGUUAUUGGUGGCUGAGACAAGGACUGGUGUUGAUUUGCUGUUGCUGCAGCAAUUGGGCAAGCGAUUGGCGGCUUCUGCCGGCGAGGGGACAGACGAUAGGCGGCUUAAUUUCUGGCAACUCCCCCCCCCAAAAAAGCUCAAAAACUCUGGGCAAUCUCCCCCCAUUUCCUUAAGUUGUAGUCCCCAAAAAGUCUUAUACAUGGUGGGGUGUUAUACACAGAAAAAUAUGGUAUGUGUGUGUGCAAUUAUCAGCAUUUAUUCUGGAUUCAGGUAGGUUGGUCUGACGCAAUCGAAAUAUAUAAAAUAAAUGGACAAUUAUUUUUUUUAAAAAAUCAUAUUUCGACAGCAUUUAUUCUAUAUUUGAGACCUUAGAAUUCCUAUAACAGGCAGAACUACGGCUCAAUGUCAGAGUGCAUGUAGGAGGGUCCCAGCAUUUUCAGGCAGGACUGGGAGAGACCCCCACCUGAAACGGUACUGGAUAUCUCCACUGGCUCCCUUCUCCACGGCUUCCUCCUUCUCAGCCUUGGGAGACAUCGCGCCAACUGGGCUGAUUUGCUUUCAAAAUCUAGACUGCUUUUGAACAUAGCUGUCAACCGUCCCUUAUUUGGCGGGAAAGUCCCUUAUCCCAGCGCCAUGUCCCGCUGCUGUCCCUUAUUGAUGAUGUCCCUUAAAUUUCCCAGGUUUCAAAGGAAGCUGCUCCUCUCCCUGCCGGCCAGGGAGGAGGGAGGCUCCAACUGUGUUCCGUGGCUGCGUUGCUCACCCAAUAAGGAGUCUAAGAACGACUGGAGGGUGGAGCUUGCAUGCCUUGUGCCGAUCAAAUCGGCCGCGUUGCCUGGGGACUCGCCUUUGCUCAGCGCUUCCCAGUGGAGAGGUGACAGUGUGGUUUUCCUUGCUGCAUCCCCUUUGCCGGGUUGCUGCGCUGUGGGAACCACCGCUUGAGGCUUCGUUUGGCUGCUGGCUGGGCUUUCUGCCUUUGGCUUGGAGGGGCUCAGAAGUUGAACAUACCUGUGCUCUGAAAAAUCCCUUAUUUUGGCUGCUGAUCCCUUAUUUUCGAGGCCGCUGGUCCCUUAUUUUCAAAUCUGUAAGUUGACAGCUAUGCUUUUGAAUAGUAUCUCUCUUGGUCCAGAUCUCGUUUCCUGUCUGGAGCCUAGUAUAUCUGAAUGAAACUCUGCUUUUAACCAUUCCUGCCUUGGCCAGUCAGAUGAGGGAGCCCAGAGAUAGUGGAUGUUGGUACUUUGUAUAAUCUUUGUAUGUUAUGGAAAGUGGCCUUUAAAAAAGUACUAAAUGUAGACCAUGGAUUAGGGUUGUUGUUUUUUAAAAGCAACGUUUUCUUCAUGUUUUCACCAAUUAACGGCUUGGUAACAGGUCUCGAAUGAAAACAACGUUCUUCAGACAAACAAGAAACGAUGGGAGUUUUCCAAAACAGAUGUACGUUUGCCAGAGCUUAACUACGGCUAUCUCCCUGAACUCAAAGGGGUGGACGGUAAGAGUUCAGGAUAGAUAUCCAACCAAUUAUGGGAUCUAGCAGCUAAAUAAUAAUGAUACAGUGGUACCUUGGUUCUCAAACUUAAUCCGUUGAAGAAGUCCGUUCCAAAACCAAAGCAUUCCAAAACCAAGGCGCGCUUUCCCAUAGAAAGCAAUGCAAAACGGAUUGAUCCGUUCGAGACUUUUAAAAACAACCCCUAAAACAGCAAUUUAACAUGGAUUUUACUAUCUUACGAGACCAUUGAUUCAUAAACGAAAGCAAUAAACAAUGUACUGUACUAUAAAAUAAAUAAAACAGUAUCGUAGAUGAUAAAAACUAAAAUUAAAUUUUUUCUUACCUGCGCUGAUCAUUGUCUGGAUGGGGGGCUUUUAUCCAUUUCUGCCGUCGCAAUCAAUCAGUAACUGAACUGGGAUCCACACAGUCACAAAAACAAAUUAACUAAAAAAGCCUCAAAACAAAAAAAAACGCAAAAUAAAUAGCAAAAACAAAAGCACCAAAUAUCAGCUCCAAAUAUCACGUCAGAACACUGCAACCAGAAACAGAAGGUUUGAAUUACAAUGGGGGAGGGACACAAAUUAGCAGUGCAACAGGAAACACAGGGGGACUCAAAAUGGAGCACGUUCGGCUUCUGAAAAAUAGUUCGAAAACCGGAACACCUACUUCCGGUUUUGCAGUGUUCAGGUUCCAAGUUGCUUGUGAACUAAGCUGUUUCGAAAACCAAGGUAUCGCUGUAAUUUUUUUUUAAGAAAUGGGAAAAACAUGAACCUCGAAUGAACUUUAUGAAAUUAGACUGUCCAUAGGAAAGUAAAAGUACGUAUUUAAGUGUAUGAAGUUUUGCCGUGCCCUUAGCCAGACACACAAAAGUUGUGAAUAAGCAGUUGAGAGAAACGUGUUGUUAGAUUCAGCUUUGAUGUUUUACAUUCCUGGGAUAGUUCUUGGAAUUAGUGAUGUGCUUCCAACUUGCACAGAUAAGUUCAUUCCAAAAAUGCGCUAAUUGAUGCAUGUGUACAAAUGCUCAGCCCAUAAUGAUCCACCCAUCGGCUUGUACAGGAGUUGUGAGGAAUCACGGUGCUUACCUGGCAAGAGUGAUCUUUAGUCCAGGUUUUCCCAUCCCUGCUUUUUGUGGUCAAACUUCUACAAAAAAAGGGCGUGGAAAUGGGGGCGGAGUGGGGGGAACCAGCUAAGCAGAUGUGACCCACGUUCAGAUAAAUGAACAUAAAUAUCAAAAUAGCUUGUAAUGUUUGUGUAAGCCAAAUCAAAAGAAAAAUGUGUUAGGCUGCGAGCCACAGGAAGGAGAGACUACUUUCGCAAGAAAAGAAUGACGAUAAGAUGAUGUGAAAACAAAUUGUGUUGCCUUCGUCCGUAGCUCGGAAUUCCAGAUUUCUGAAGAAAGAAAACAAAAUUGUUUCCGAGUCUCGCAUGCCGUCUCUCGCCACAAUAGAUCUUCAGAAUCCGAACCUCGCCCUGCACCAGGUACUAAAUCGCUCAGAAUGAAUGAAUGAACUUUAUUACGGUCUCAAACCAGGAUUAAAAAGCAUAUAGAUAAAAUAGCAGUUAGGAUUUUUUUUUAACCGAUAAUUGUUAGAGCAAAUGAGGACAAGGAAACAGGCAUAGGAUAAAACAUCUGGAUAAAAUUCAAGAUUAAACAUGGAUAAUGGAUGGGUAAAAAACUGAUAAUUAAAACAGAUAAGAACUAAAAACAAACAAGGACACGCAGUUAAAACAACUGUAAGAGCAUAAGAACUAAAAGACUUGCAGUUAAAACAACUGUAUGAGGCUGCAGAGUAGAAGCCUCUUAAAUAGAGGACACGCACAACAUUAGAAACUGCUGUGCAGAUAUGGUUAAAACAGACAAUUAAAACAAAUGUACAACACUAAAUUUAGCAACAAUGUCCAACAAUAAACUGUCCCAGGGAGUUGACUCAGAAUCACCCAUGGAACCGAGUUUGGGGCUUUUCAUGCCGGACUAUUUUGAGUUGGGCGAACUCGCCCAGAGUUUGGGAAGGAGAGGGUAAUUCUCCAGCUAUUGAGCUAGUAAGUCAUUUCUGUGAGAUGUCUGUCUCCACAGUCCACGGGGCUUGUAGGAUGCAGGAUGUGCCUUAGAGAGGUGCCCAAGCCACAGAGGUCCAGGUUGAACCCAGUUGGCCCUUGUGCCAUGUGACUCCUGUUGGCUUCUGGGAAACCACUGCUUCGAGACUCUUGGGAAUAGAGAUGGUGAUUUGUAGUGUUUUGAUAUGCCAACGUUCAUUCUCCUUGCCCUGCCUUUUAGAAAGCAACAGAGCCUAUAAUUAUAAUAAGAAUUUAUUAUUUAUACCCCGCCCAUCUGGCUGACUUUCCCCAGCCACUCUGGGCGGCUCCCAAUCGAGUGUUAAAAACAAUACAGCAUUAAGUAUUAAAAGCUUCCCUAAACGGGGCUGCCUUCAGAUGUCUUUUAAAGAUAAGAUAGCUGCUUAUUUCCUUCACAUCUGAAGGGAGGGUGUUCCACAGGGCGGGUGCCACCACCAAGAAAGCCCUCUGCCUGGUUCCUUGUAACCUCACUUCUUGCAAUGAGGGAACCGCCAGAAGGCCCUCGGCGCUGGACCUCAGUAUCCCGGCAGAAUGAUGGGGGUGGAGACGUUCCUUCAGGUAUACUGGACCGAGGCCGUUUAGGGCUUUAAAGGUCAGCACCAACACUUUGAAUUGUGCUCGGAAACGUCCUGGGAGGGACUUUGAGGGAGGGACUUUGUCAAAAGUUUUUGGGAAGCCAGAGUGUAUAAUCUCUACUGAAUCAUGCAUAUCUACAUGCUUGUAAAGCCCUAAAAGGCUUUGGCCCUGUAUACCUGAUGGAGCUUCUCCACCCCCAUAAUUCAGCCUGAAGGGGCUUUCUGGCGGUUCCCUCACUGCGAGAAGUGAGGUUACAGGGAACCAGGCAGAGGGCCUUCUUGGUAGUGGCGCCCGCCCUGUGGAACGCCCUCCCAUCAGAUGUCAAGGAAAUAAACAACUACCUGACAUUUAGAAGACAUCUGAAGGGAAGUUUUUAAUGACUGGUGUUUUAUUGUAUUUUUAAUCUUUUGUUGGGAGCCGCCCAGAGUGACUGGGGAACCCCAGCCAGAUGGGUGGGGUAUAAAUAAUAAAUAAUUGUUAUUAUUUUUAAGGGGGUGAUGUAAAAGAAAUUUAAAUUCACAGGGAGUUGGUCUGUCUUUUUGUUUUGAGAAUGAGAUUUUUAUUUUAAAAUUUCCAUAAUACAGUAGAAUUGCCGCUACCAAAAAUGCAUGUCAAAUAAGUAGAAAAUUGAGGCCUCUCUCAAAAGGUAAUUAUUAGCUCUUGCCACCCAUAGAGGAUAGUAGCUGAUCCCAGUUCUCACCUGGGGUCUUUCCUUUUCCCUCCCAGCCUUUCACUUUGGGAGACCAAAAUUUCCCUGUCUCUCAUCCAUCUAGAGCUGUGGUGGUGAACCCAUGGCACGCGUGCCAGAGGUGGCACUCAGAGCCCUCUCUGUGGGCACGCGCACUGUCGCCCCAGCACUGAGUGAAAUGGCGAUCUCAGCCCUUGCGCCAUCUUGAAACGGAGCUGUAGGAGGCUGCUGGAGGAGCGCUUGUGCCCAUGCACACUGCAAGUGUGUGUGUGUCUGUGUCUGACGAAGACGGGUAGUUGAGAUUUUUGCUGUGCAUAACGUGAGGGAAUGCGAGAGGGUGGCUCUCUGUAUGCGUGCGUGUGUGAGGGAGGAAGGGAGUGUGCGAGCCCGUGUGUUUGAUGUGGAUGUAUGGAGGAGGGUGCCAGAGUUCAUAAGUCCCUUUCUUAAAACGAUUGUGUUGUCGCUGCUGCUGCGUGUCUGCCUGCCUGCCAGCUACUCUCUGUGCGUGUGCGUGGUGGAGUGGAUCCAGGCCAGCCAGGCAUUGGCACCCAAAAAAAGCUCAACAACUCUGGGCAAUCUCCCCCCCCCCCUUAUCUUAAUUAGGAGGCCCCCCCCAACAGGGAGUGUGUUAUGCCCAGAAAAAUACAGUAAAUUGCGGUGUUGGCACUUUGCGAUAAAUAAGUGGGUUUUGCAUUGCAGUUUGGGCACUCAGUCUCUAAAAGGUUUGCCACCACUGAUCCAGAGAGUAGGUCUAUCAAUGGCUGUUAGCUGUCUUGUAUGGCACUUCCAUAUCGAGAGAUAAUAUUUUAAGAGGGCCUCCAAGUGGUUUAUGGAAAUACCUCUGAAUAUCAGUUGCCACAGAUUUACUCAAUUUACUCAAUUUGCAGGUAUCUGGAAUAUCUCUGCAAGACGCUUCAGACUCCACUUUCCCCAGAGUAGAGCAUUAACGUCAAGUGAGACGGAAGGGUCUCGAUCCUGCAAGUGUCUGCAAGUGCUUCUACACCCCUGUUGCCUUUUGGGAAGUGCAGAAUCCCUUUGAGGAGGAUAUACAUGGGAACAGGGGUGAGGGCGUGUGUUUUCACCACAUUCUAGGUAAUGGCAGCAAAAGGAGACAAAUAUUCCCAAUUUCUUUACAGUUGCCAAGGUGCUAUAAGACUAUAAUGUAUAUAAAAUGUCAUCUGGAUUGAAUUAUUUCAGUGCGUCUGGGACAAACGAUACCAGUCAUGGCAGUGUCAGGCUUUUAUGAGUUUUAAGUACUGCCCGGCGUCUUUUUCCGGAAGAGGUCUGGGAGUAGCGUAGCUAUUUUUUCAGAAUCCUAGUACAAAUGUGAAGCGCUUCAGUACUUGAACGACUCCCUGGCACUCGUUACACUUUCUCCAGGAAAGAAUCUUUCGUCACAUGCAAAUAUUGUCAAGUGAGACGUGGAAAUGUGUGUUUGUAAACUGCUAAGCAUGAUGUGCUGGUUUCCUGCCUCAAACUCCCUCACGGGGAGUCUGCUUUUGUGUUUUGCAAACGUGCGUUUCUUGCUCGGUGGAGCUUUCCAUUCUAGAUUCCCACUGCGCAGACAGCAAACUCCCUUUCUGUAUAAUGUGCAGAUCAAAGCCCUAAGAACUCAGUAAUAUUAAAAACGGCCUUUGCAAAUUCCUCUUUCAUCUUACGAGAAAUGAAUAUUUCAUACCUGCAGUAUAGAUAUAUUCAUCCGUGAGGCCAGUGGUACAGGAGUAGCUUUGCCAGAAAUAGCUUGCAUGAUGCUGCAAUGUUAGAUCAUAUAGUUUUUGCAAUCUCUAAAGGAAAGAAAGGAUUUUAACUGUUGUCAAUGCUGACUUGUGUAUGUGGUGGCUACAAAACAGAUUACUUCUAAGUAGUUCUCCUUGGGUUCCCACUAACCAUAAUAAGAUGUGUAUACUGAUUGCUGCUCAGAUUGUAAGAGUACCUGAAAUCUUCUGUAGCAGUUAUGUACGUCAGGAGGUCCUACACACGAGUAAGAGUCUGGCAGAGACACAUGCCUGACUGGCAUGUUCUCUCCCUCCUGGUUGGUUGUUCGGGAGAUUCAAAAGCUUUCUCCAGCCCAAACAUCACAGCGACUGAUACCUCAGAGCAUAGCUGUCAACGUUUCCCUUUUUUUAAGGGAAAUUCCUUUAUUCCGAAUAGGAUUCCUCGCAAGAAAAGGGAAGUUGACAGCUAUGCCUCAGAGGCAUCAGCACACUUCAGGAUCAGCAGAGUAUAGGCAGUCAGCGUUCAGACUCAGUAGCACAGCAUUUUGGCUAAACUACGUUUAUUUACGUAUACGUUUAUUUCCCUAUGUUUAGGGAAGCUUUUAAUGUUUAAUGUAUUACAGUAUUUUAAUAUUUUUUUGGAAGCCGCCCAGAGUGGGUGGGGAAGCCCAGCCAGAUGGGCGGGGUAUAAAUAAUAAAUUAUUAUGAUUAUUAUACACACUUGGAGCAUCGUAACUCCGCUCCUUCCUCUUCAGCAUCAGACAGCAAAGAGAAAGAACAAAGGACAAAUGUCCUACAUCACGAAAACACAGUCAUAAAAACAUCCUGUCUCCGUCACUUCCCACAAUGUGGAAUGGAAACAUACAUGGUCAUGUGAUAAAAAUAAUCCCAUGACUGCAACACGGGGAAUGAAUCCUAACACUGUAUACGUACAUCUAUGUUUCCUGGUAAUAUUGCAUAGAUUCAAUUCAACAAUUCAAUUCCACACUUCUUGUGGACCGCUUAGACGUUUCAUUAUAAUCAAGCGGUAUAUACAUUUUGUUAGAUAAAUAAAAACAUAUGGAGUCGCCCUUGUUCCUCAUUUUCCCCUUCACUCAUCCUAGGCUUGUAGCUCAAGCAUGAUGACUAUUUUAUCCUUGUCCUGAUUUUUUCUCAUGGAUAUUUUUGUGUAAAUUGAAAUAAAUGCCAUUCGUGUGCACAUAAUCCAGCCAUAUAGAGGGAAUUGUGCACAUUUCCUGGUCAGUAGGCAUAAUCUUCCAACAGGCCUUUUCUUAAUAGCGGCAUUGGGGGGGGGGGGGAUUUCCAUCAGAAUUGUGAAAGAGGGAGGGAAGGUUUAGAAGCUGUGCUGAAAAGAGAGCUGGACUUCGGGGGGGGGGUUAAUAUUUAGCUGGAGCCCCACCCCUUCUUAUUGCUCAGUUGGAGGGUACGAUUGUAAGAGUGUAAGAUUAGACAGGGGGCCAGAUCACACACCAAAUUACACUUCAGGCUGCAGAUUACACACUUCUGAACAAGAGAUGUAGGGAGGAAAGGCAUGUUGUUAUUAUUAUUACGGUAAUUUUUAUUGAAUUUCUAUUUUUUUUUAUAUAUAAAUGAUUUUUAUUAAGGUUUCAAAAAGAAAAAAUUAGACAGAAAGACAUAAAAAAAAAAAAUACACAAAUACACUAUACAUAAUCC
This is a messenger RNA of Podarcis lilfordi (Lilford's wall lizard), 28385 nucleotides long. Lineage: Eukaryota; Metazoa; Chordata; Lepidosauria; Squamata; Lacertidae. The record is from the annotation of a GenBank genome assembly.